GCUAGACUGAUUGCCAUGCCAGAGACCGCAAGGACUGAGGACGUCAUCAAGUUAUUCAUGGAUAAUUGGUACGUGACUUUGGACUGCCAAAGACUAUCGUUAGUGACAUAGAUGUCCGUUUCAAAAGUGAGAUGUGGAAGAAGGCUGCAGAACAGAUGGGCAGCCAACUCUAGAUGACUAAUGGGAAUCAUCCCGAAGCCAACGGGCAAGCUGAACAGAUGAACCAAGUGGUGCAGCAUCUGCUGAGGCAUUACAUAAAGCCCAGCCAGGAUGAAUGGGAUGAGAAGUUACCUCUCAUCGCCAGCCUGUACAACAAUGCUGUGCACAGCACCACUGGUGUCAGUCCGAAACAACUGCAUCUGGGAUGGAGGCCUAGAUCUGCUCUAGACUUUCUCCUGCCUGAAAACCGACCUGCAGCAACUUCUGGAACCAUUGAAUUUGGUGUACAGUACGAGAAGUUGCUGCAGCAAGCUGUCGAACACAUCAAGAAAUCUGAAGCAAUGAUUGCUUCUGAGAAUAAACAUCGACGACAGUCCACAUUUCAGGUAGGGGAACGUGUUUGGGUUAAGUCUAAGGAAAGGGAGGCACCGGCAGCAGCUAGAGCCGCCGAUAUUGCUGAUCAGGUGGCUCUCCUUCGGAUCCCGGAAGCCAAUGCUGACCGGUUCCAGGAGGAACUAGCUGUUGCUGUAGCAGCCUUGGUCCGACUGCGGACCUUGGAAAACCUUGAGUCUCGUAUGACAGCACUUGAGCAGCGGAACGAAGAGUUGCAGGCUAAGGUAAUGAGCCUCGAACAGUCCCAGUUGUCUGCCUCACGCCCUCCUAACCCUCGAUCUGCUAUAAUCCCAACCUCUCAAGCCAACACAGCCCUCGUGCCAAGGGCAAGUGGAACCGUAGCAAGCGCAGGAACCGGCGCCAACUCCUCGAGCGGCAGCACCGGCAGUUCUGCGCUGGUCAUGGUCUCGAAUGCAGGGACAUCAGCCCAAAACGCCGCAGUCCCUACUGGCGUUCAAUACAGCGGUCCCAUGGUGGAUAAGCGGGCGGCCACGCUGCCGUCCAAGUACGACGGGAAGGCAGACAUCACCUCUUGGAUUAGUUUCAUGAGGUCGUACUUUGAGGUCAUGCUGACACCGCAAGAGGACCGAAGUAUGAUCAUGGGGACUAAUACUGAGCCCGCCGUACGAAACCACAUUGAGCUCCAAGUUGUCGCAGCAGGCUAUGAACGCAUAGACCUGACUGAUUGGCUGAAGGUGGGCAACCAAGAGGUUGUCACUUCCACUCAUGCUGUCAAAAGUGCGCGCAUCACCUUUGACAAAGACCGCACUGUCACACAUGAGCUGAAUUUCUAUAUCUUGGAUAAGUGUCCUUUCGACGCGGUCAUUGGCUUGGGCUGGCUAAAGGCUCAUUGCCUAAGGACCACGUGGGCGGACAAUCAGUUCGUGGUACUUGAUGCCAAGGGGAACGAGCGUACCGUCUUAUUAGAUGAGACGCGCGAGUCCCCUGUGACUCUUUUAAGUGCUAACAAAUUCUGCAGGUCAGUGCGCAGGCGCAAGGAAGUUGAUUUUGUACAUAUAGCCCUUGUAAAACCACUCCAUGUGCCUUCUACUUUUGUUGCAUUUUCUACCUCGRUAAGUAACUCUACUUCUAAUCCAUCUACUUCUACUGUGAAUAAUCCUUCUACUUCUAAUCCGGUUGUAAUUGCUGUAAAUUCUCAGUCUAAUUUUCUUUCUCCUGAUGAGGAUGAUCCUCCACCGGAAGUCCCAACAAAAAUUCGCCAACUAUUGGAUCGAUUCCCUGAAGUUUUGGCCGAACCUCGUGGAGUUCCCGAUCGUCCGGUCAAACACAAAAUCGAGAUAAUAGAGGGGAGUGUUCCUCCAAAGGGCUGCGUCUACCGUAUGGGACAAGGCGAGUUGGAGGAGUUGAGACGGCAAAUUGAUGAUAUGAUUGACCGUGGAUGGAUUAAGCCCAGUGAGUCUGAAUUUGGUGCACCUGUCUUGUUUGUGCCAAAGAAAGGAGGCAAACUCCGUAUGUGUAUUGACUACCGUGGCCUCAAUCGGAUCACAAGAAAGAAUGUUUACCCUUUGCCUCGCAUAGAUGAUCUGCUAGAUGCGGCAUGUGGAUGCAAGGUCUUCUCCAAGAUCGACCUCAAAUCUGGUUAUCGCCAGAUUGAAGUUGAUCCGAGUGACCAGCAUAAGAUUGCAUUCAAGACACGCGAUGGGCUGUACGAGUUUAUCGUUAUGCCCUUCGUUCUUACGAAUGCACCAGCCACCUUUCAGUGCCUCAUGGACAAGGUACUUCGCCAUCAACUCAACAGUUUUGUGGUUGUGUACCUUGAUGAUACCUUGAUCUUCAGCAAAACCAUGGAGGAGCACCUCAAGCACCUUGAGGAAGUUUUGCAGGUUCUCAAGGAGGCGCAGUUGCACCUCAACUUGGAGAAAUCUGAGUUUGGGAGGGACAGCGUCAUCUAUCUUGGGCAUCGGUUGUCUGCAAACGGCCUUGAGCCGGAGGCAACCAAGGUUGAGGUCAUCCGAAAUUGGCCUCAACCGGCAAACGUCCACAGGCAUAAGCCUUAUGGCCUACUGAGACCUCUCCCCAUUCCUGAUGGACCCGAUGAGUCAAUUUCCAUCGACUUCACAGACAUGGGAAAGGUGAGUGAGGCUGGAAAUUCACAAGUCAUGGUCAUUGUGGACCGCUUCUCCAAAUUUCUGAACUUGAUUCCUCUCCCUCCUCACGCCCCGACUGAACUUGUCAUAGAAGAAUUCCAUCAGCAGUACAUUCUGCAGUCUGGCGUCCCGAAAACUAUUGUGAGUGAUCGGGACACCAGAUUCAUCAGCAAAGAUUGGAAAGACUUCACAUCUCAGAUCUACGACAUCAAACUGAACAGGACUUCUGGUCGACACCCCGAAGCCAACGGAUUGGUUGAGGAGAUCAACCAGACUGUCAUCCAAUUGCUUCGCGCACUAAUUGUUCCAGAUCAGAACACGUGGGACAAGGAAUUGCACAAGGUGAAGGGGCUGUACAACAACUCUAUUCACUCUGCGACUGGUGUGACACCAAACCAAUUGCAGUAUGGAUGGUCGAUGCGUAAUCCCCUCUCCUAUCUGUUCCCCGAACGGUCACCUGGUCUGAUGCCCGGCAUGCCUGGCUACAAUGCCAAAUACGCACGCUUGCUCAAAGCUGCUACAACAGCUAUGAACAAGCGUCAGCAUGCCAUGAUCAAACAUACCAAUAAGCUGCGCAAAGAAGAAAAAUUCAAAGUAGGGGAUUAUGUUUGGGUCAAAAUGUCCGAGUUUUCUGAUGAAGAGGGCAUAUCAAGGAAGCUUCUUCCACUAUACUACGACCCUUGGCAGAUUCUGAAGGUAGUCGGGGAUGACUUUGGCCCUUCAUUUGUGAUUGACGUGUCUCCUCAUCUGCACACGUAUCCGGUCUUUCAUGCGUCCAAACUAUUCCCACACAUUGAUGAUGAGACCUUUCCUUUCCGGGACCCGAUGAUACCUCGCCCUAUCGACGGCGGCCAUGAGAUAGAAAGAAUCGUAUCUCACGAGGGCAGAGGGAGGAACAUACAGUAUAAGGUUCACUUCCUCUAUCACCCGUUGACUGAAUUCUUCUGGAUCGACCGGAAAGAGCUGCUAAAAAGUGCUCCCCGUGUUGUGAACGCUUACAAAAGACAGAUCACCGAGGGACAGACCACUAAGUUCGUAGCACCAAUGACUCCUCAUGGAUUGACCAAGUCUCUUUUUCUGAUGUACUCCUACGAUGCAUUUUAUCUAAGCAAAAUGGCAGCGGAAGAUGAGACAGACAAUUAUAGGAGCGAGGGAGGACCAGGCUUAGGAGGCAGCGUCGUACAAAGCGAGGAGGGUCAGAAGGACAGAGAAUCGAUGAAUCCGGAUGGUACCAAGGGGAACAGGAAAGAGAUCUCCUCAGUGGAAAGCUCGAGAAAAGCCGGGGGAAGCACGCAAGGGACCCAGGAGACCAGGGAGGGUAGGAAUAAGGACAGGUCGAGCCCACAAAAUUCAAAUGGAGUUGUAUCUAAGAAGGUGAGAAUCACGGACGCAAGGUGCAAACGAGCAGAAGUAGAGAAGAGAACCGCAGAGUACAAGGCAAGAUUGAUCGAGGAGAUGAUGAUUGGAAACGAGGAAGACCUCCCGCAGGAAGAACCACGGGACGAACGGAAGGUCAACUUCAUCUUAGAAAGCGACGGACACGAUAAGGUGAACGCGACUACUCGACUAGGGACGGUCGGAAGAAGAAUUAUUUGUUACACUGUGAUGGAGGAGGUUGUUGGGGGCUCCGCGACCCAAGCGGAGCCCGAGAUCGGGGAACCAGAGAAAGUUUACGGGAAGCCUAGGGAAGAGGAGCCUACGGACAAGGUCAGCGCUGCCAAGAAAAAGUUUACGUAUCAAAUCCUGAUCCUAACCAUACCAGAGAUCGACGACACCCUUAGCAAAUUUCUAGGAACCAUGGUGUCAGUAUCCUUUCAGACCAUGUUGCAAGCGAGCCCCAGACUGCUCAAAGGGCUUAGACAACUACUGACUCGCCGGCAAGUGGAGAUAGAUGAAAAUCCGGAAUCGCAGGAAGAGGAAAAGGAGGAGGAAGCCCCGCAAGAAGUCGCUAAUCUUCAAAGGAGUCCUGAAGAUUUGAAGGAUCUUGAAAAGGCUUUUGCGGAUAUCUGCUUGAGCUUGCCAGACCGUGAAGGCGGGGAAGUCAUGAGGGUUCCACCCGAGACGAAGCUUAGUUUCCAUGCCCCCCCCGUAGGGAAGUUAAAGUUCGAUUACAAGAUCGAACGAAUUGCUGGACUCAGAAACAAGGUCGAUAGGCUAAGUUGGAUCUGCAUCAUGGAGGAUGCAAAAUCCAUCGACGCGUUCCUUGAAUACGAAGGAGGAACCCUUGCGGUCGAUAACGAAAUGACGAGGGAAGGAUGCGCGUCGGGAGAAUUGUUGAUUCAAACUUUGGAGAAAGGGGCACCUGCCGUAGUGGCGGAACUUAGGGAAGGGUCAGUCACCACUCGAGGACGCAAAGAGGAUAAGGAUUCGUGGAGAGCGAUAGUAGGUCCGCAGGAGGAAUUGAUAGCAAUGACCGUUGAGGGAGGCCGGGAUGCUGUGAUGAGUUUAGUGAAGUCUUGGGAACGAAAAAAGUUGCAGCUAGUGGUAAACCAGAUGCAGGAGAAACAGGAUAAGGAUCAAGAAGGAAAGGAGUUUUUCUAUGUUGAGAUGUACGAAGGGAUCUUUCGAGAAAUCAGAUUGUUGCUGGUAGGAAACAGGCAACCCAUGGAGGUCAGCCUUAAAGCAAGGGAGGAGGCCGAAAGGUAUAUCCUGGACGCGCGGGACAACUUGAGUGGGUUCGUCGAGGCAGUCGCCCUCAAGAAAAAGACGGGGAAAGGUGUAGCCAAUUGGAUAGAAGAUUUCUACCUAAGGCAUCCCUUCAUCUGGAGGUUUAUAGCAAAUAACGGAACGGAGUUUGUAAACCAAGAAGUGUUGGGAGUGCUUAAAAGACUCUGUGUACCUAUCAAACUCAUCGAGCCCUAUCACCCGGAGACCAAUGCUCCUGUGGAAAGGGGGCACCAGACCUUAAAGAACAUGAUUGUGAAGCUCGCGGCGGACGAUCUGGGGAGUUGGCCUAGAUAUCUUAAGCAGGUUGUCUUUUCGAAGAACAUGACACCUAAGAGGACAAUGGGAUGUAUCCCAUCGGAGCUCUGGUAUGGAAGAGAGAUCGAUUUUCCCGUGGAGGCCUUGAUACCUACCUGGAACAAGUUAGAUGACGAUCCGCACAUGACCACCGGAGAGCUAAUUGAGGCGCGAUGUGAACAAGUCCUUAGAAACGAGGAGGGCAUGGAGGACAUUGCCAACUGGGUACCAGACAGCAGGAUGAGGGACAAAGCAAGAUGGGACCAGUUCCUCGGGAACGUCACGGAUGAGCAAGUUAGGCAUUGUAGGGCACAGAUCCUGAAGGGCAAGUUGAAGUACUGCGGGAGAGUCAGUCCCUUGGAUCCCCAGGACCUGAAACUUCCCCGCAUGCGCGAGCUGGAUCCUGACAAAUGCGGCGAGACGAACUCUGGGAUGUGGCAGAAGGGCAUCAGGCAGGAAGGUAAGCCCGACCUAAGGACCCUAAGAAAGGUGUGGAGCGUCGGUAGACCCUAUUUGAAAUGUAAGUGCAAAAAAGAAAGGAAUAAGGAUUGUGGGGAUACCGCUCUCUGGCUCGAUCAUGCGAUAUGGUACCUAUUGGCACAUCCGGAUAUCCUUUUUCCGACCAUGUCCUCCAUCAAGAUCCGGACGUCAAUGCUCAUCCACUACUUCCGCACCACGUGGAGGGAGGGAGUUCUUGUGGCCAUCAGUUUCCAUUUCCUCAGGGAUCUGAUGAUGAACAUCGCUAAGACGCUAGAAGAGGAUGCGACCUUGAAUGCGAAAACCGUUCUAAAGGAGGAUCGACUUUGGAGCUACCCCAUUCCCGCGGCGCUUGCCCGCAUCAUGCUUCCCACCAGGAUUCCUGAGAAACCAACGAGGGUUCCACUCAGCUCUCCACGCGAUGUGGCAUGGAAAAGGAACCGCACUGCUCAGGGCAUUAUUAACGAGGGUCUCAACCAUAUCACGCUGAUGGCUCUGGACGUGGAGGAGGCUGUCACGGAGUUGGACCGUUUUCUGGACGAACUCUUUGCAAGCGUGAUGGAGCUAAGGACGCUCACGGAGUCCACUAAAUCGUUUUUGAGAAGGAUUAUCAUGAAGAAGGGAAAGGCAAGGAUGAGCAGGUACAAGGAGGCGCACAGGCAUGCGAUAGCUGAACCAUUCGAGCACCCUACAGUGAAGAGGCAGUUGGACUUUAUCACGGGCAGAUUCCUCAUCUGUCCGACAGACAAAGCACCCAACACGCCGGCAUUUGUUUGCAAGAACUUCAUCCGAAAGCUUGCUUUCCAGAGGUUAUCAGGCCCUGAAUUCGCCUGCACCGGCAUGCCCCUAGCGGCGGUCAUCUCGCUCAUACAAGGGGAACUCUCUGCUAUGGCGGCGCUUCCGGUCGCACCUGCCGCGCUCCCAUACCUCAUGGUUGUGCUGAAGGCACACAAGGGCACCUUCAGGUGGAUCACGAACACAGCGAAUUCCAUCAUCUCUCCUGCGGCGGAGGUCUGCGCCUGCCUUCUGAGGUUCCUGCUUCCGCUGGUGCAAACUUUCUGCCAGGAAAGGAGCACGAAGAUAAAGGAGCAAUAUGGUGUCAGCCCUAAUCUAUGGUGGGCCAUCGCUUCAGUUGGGGAAUGCUGCGCCAAUCUACCGGAGAGAAUCUACUCAGUGUUCACUGCCGACAUUACCAGAUGCUUUGAGACGAUCCCAACGGACGCCUCAGAGGACAGCCUGCCGGCCACAAUCAGGUUCUACGUCCAAUGCGCUAUGCAAGUGAGGAGGGAAAGGAGUUCCUGCCACGCCAUUCGGAUCAGGUUUGGGGAUGGCGGGAAGCCUUGGCCAUCAUGGGUGGACUUGGAGCAGCCGGAGGAGGAAGGGGCGCUACUUUUCAGGGAAACAGACAUCUACUGGAUCGCAGACUGGUGCAUUACGAACAGUGUGAUGCGGAUGGGCGACUACGUCUGGCGACAGGUGAGAGGUAUCCCCAUGGGACUUGCGUGUUCCUCGACUUGGUGCGACAUAUACUUCUUCAAGUAUGAGUUUCAUGCCAUGAUGAGACUGGUGGACACGGGGAACGCCCAUCUCAUCCCACGCUUCGACAAUACCUUUAGAUACAUAGAUGAUUUGGGGGCCAUCAACAACGCGAUCAUCGGGAACUUUCUGCGCAAAGCGGAGGACAGGGAUGCGAAUGACCCCUGCUGGAUCUAUCCGGACCAGUUUAUCGAGAUAAAGGAGAAUACCGAGGUGCUCGAGGACGGAAUUGGCUACGUCGCCAACUUCCUUAGCAUGACCAUCACAAUCACCUCGCCGAUCGAAGGCACUUACAUCACCUCCAAGUUUGAUAAGCGCGCUGGCUUGGGUUUCUCUCCGUGCAGAUUCAUGAAGUUCAAAUCUAACAGGAGUAUCAAGCAAUCGCUGCAGAUCAUCACGGCGCAGGUCGCACAGGUUCUCAUGAUUUGCUCGGAUCCGGUUGACGCCGCGGGAGAAAUCGCGAAGAUAGUAGAGGCAAUGGUGGAAAAUGGCUUUGCUGCAGCAACGUGCUGGAGAGUACUCAAGAAGACCCUGCGCAAUGUCUGCAUCAUCUGUGUCGUCAGCUCGGCUGGAUCACGACUCGAUCCCGACUCGAUCGCGACUCGUUCGCGACUCGAUCGCGACUCGAUCAUGACUCGAUCGCAACUCGAUCCCGACUCGAUCGCAACUCGAUCGCGACUCGAUCGCGACUCGAUCGCGACUCGAUCCGACGAUCAUCGUGCUAUUAGUGACGUUGAUCGUAGAUGUUCCCAAGUGAAUACCCUUGAUGGUGCUGAAAAGAUGGUUAUGGAGGGGGAUGGUGAUCAUUAUUGUGGUGAUGGGGAUGGUUCGUGUGGAGCUCGGUCGGGUAAGCCCUUGAAGCUUACAUUUGUUGAUGACGAGGAUGAUGACGUUACGGGUGAUUCAAAAGAAGACUGUGUUCAUUCUACAUUCAAGAGAAGAAAGAGACGUGGUGCGAAAACUAAUGUUAUGAGUUCGCCCGAUAUGCUCGCUGAUGCACUUGCAUCUCUUCCGUUUUGUGCACCGCUUGCUGAACGUGGACGUGUUAAUGAUUCGUCUUCGCAAUCUCAAUGCAGUGGACGCGAAAGACAUGUUUGCGGCACAUUGCGACCAGAAAAUCGUCCCAGCAUUGUUGUGCUGCUUGAUAAUAACGAUGCACCCACAAUUCGCACUUCGAAUCCCCGUGCUUACCUUGCUAGAUGGUUUGACGAUGCGAAGAAGGUUGGCAUCCAAAAUGUCUUGACUGAGGUUCUUUUUGAGAUGUUUGUCAAAAAUGCCACAGUUGCAAAAGAUGGACGAAUAUGGGAAAACUUCCUGGAAUGGAAAAGAAACAAACUCACUAAUAAGCGGUUGGAACGACGAUCUCCUCUUCCUUCAGACCCGUUGAAUAUUUCGGAUUUGGAGUCUUCUUCCGUGUUGCAAUCGCUUUUGAAUGAUGAGUUCAUCGCUCUGUCUAAUGAGCAGAUUGCUAGGAUGACGUUUCAUUUGCCGCAUUGUCCGACAGAAGGGACCAUUCCCCAAGCCUUUCACAAAUAUGCACGUGUAGAGCAACUUCUCAAAAGGAUUCCUCCCGUUGUUGCUUCUUCCACUCCUCAUUCUGCUCCGGGCCCUAGAGUUCCCCUUCAAGCAGCGUCUCCUCCAAAUUUUCAACGUCUUGCGGAUUAUGCUUCACCCUCCAAUAUGUCAACCGCGACUGUCAAUCCUUCAGUUGUUGUUUCUGCUUUGCCGGCCGCUCCGCCUACUCCGUCUCCUAUGAGUUGUGUUCUGCCCGCUCAUACGCCAUCAAGAGACCAUUUGCAUGUCCAUACAAGACCCUUGGAACAACCAAGUUCUUCUGAUUUUGACAUCGCCGUGUAUGAGUCUUUUCAAUCUAUUGGUCCCAAAAAGACACUUGCACACCUGUCCUAUCUUGACAGUUCUCACAGGGUGCGAGAUAUUGUGGAAGCAGCGGCGUCGUUAAAUACGAGCAUGAACACUUGGAGAUGUGUGAACGCUGCAAUUCACCUCGAUUACAAUCGGCAAAGACAAGGUCGAUUCGGAACUUUUCACGAGUAUCGUCGCAGAGUGCUGCAACAAGUUUCUGUUCGUGAGGUGCUGCAAGAGUAUCGUUGCAGUGAAGGAAGUUGAUUGGUCUUAUUAGAGAGAUAGGGAACAAAGAGCUGUUGAUUCG
Molecule: messenger RNA, 9804 nt
Organism: Chara braunii
Lineage: Eukaryota; Viridiplantae; Streptophyta; Charophyceae; Charales; Characeae
Source: the annotation of a GenBank genome assembly